UAGUGGAGUGUCUCCCGUCAGACUGCUGCGUCUCAUUACUAUUAAUGAGCUUGGCGCAAACGCAUGUGAUUGGCUUACAUGCCUAGUUUCCAGGACAACUCAAAACAUGAACGGUGACAUUCAUGACGAACAGAGAACUCGCCAGGAACACUUCAUGGACGGAAAAGCAGAGCAGCAAGAAAAUGACCUUGGGUCUAAUGCCAGCAGUGAAAACACAAAGAACGAUGAGCAACUCCAGCAGGCACCAGCUAAGGAGUCCUUAGACUUUGGUGAAAGGAAGAAUAAAAUGGACACCCUUGCAGUUGAGGCUGAGAAAGGCAGAGGAGUGAAGCUGGGUGAGCGGGAGUCUGAAGGGGCCUCUGCAGAUCCGACAGGAUAUCAGGCAAAACUGACUGCGGGAAGUGACACAGACAAUUUUGAGCCAGGAGAGGGCGCUGCAGACGAGACUCCCGCUGAAGCCAACCUACCCAUGAGCGAGACAUUUAAAAAGGGAGAGAUUGCAGAGAAUAAGGCUUUUAUAGGGGAGCUUCUCUCCGGAGAUGGCUUCGAUCAGGACAAUGACGAGAACAGACUUUCUAAUCUGGACACAGGGACCGCCAAGUUGGACAGUCCAAAGCAGGUCGAGGGAAAGGGUCCCACCACAACUGAAGGGACGGGCCCCAGCGUUGACUACAAAGAGCAAAUUAACUUCCUUCACGAGCUGCGCACCGAGAACGAGAAACUGAGCCAGCUCAGUGGUCAGCUCCAGACGAGGCUGGCAGAGUACUUACGCGGGAAGAGAGGCGACGAUGCGGGUCCCGAGAAGAAGGCUGUGUCAGGCGUGGAGCAGCGCUACCAGAAGUACCUGGCCGUCAUGGAGGAGCUGAAGUGGGAGUACCGGUGCAACCUGGAAGCGGCCCGGCAACAGGCCGAGGACCUUCGGCAACAGAGCCGGCAGAGGCUGGACCUGGUGGACCGCGAGUGGGGUGCCUUCGCGGCGCUGAAGCGGGACGUGGCUGUGACGGCGCUGAGCCGUUCUCUGGGCAAACAGGCGGCGGUGGCUGAGGUGGAGCGAAUCCAGGCGACAGAGCAGCGUCAACAGACGGUGCUGGUUGCCGUGCGCCUGGGGAACAUCAAGCUGAAGAACCAGACGCGCAGAUUGGAGGCGGCGCUGCGCGCCAAGGAGGAGCUCGCCGCGGGCCUGCACCUCAUCGACUUCGAGCAGCUGAAGAUCGAGAACCAAACGUUCAGCGAGAAGAUCGAGGAGCGCAACGAGGAGCUCCUCAAACUGCGCAAAAAGAUCACCAACACGGUCCACGUACUGGCCCACGCCAAGGAGAAGCUCCAGUUUGUGCAGACGGAGAACCAGUCCAAGCGGGCCCGGCUGGCCGAGGUGGAGGUGGCGGUGGCCAGGAAGAGGGACGUGUUGACCAGGACCAAGCAAGCCAGGGACAGCCUCCGUGCGGGCAACCUGAAGCUACGCCGGCGCUGUGGCCUCCUGGGCAACGAGACCCUGCUGAGGGAUUUUGAAGACAACGUGGACGCCUCAGACGCCCUGGAGGAGAGGCUGGAGGGACUGAAGAGACGGCAUGCAGAGGUCAUACUGGAGUGCGCACGGAUCAAGAAGAAACUGGAGCAUACCCAACCUCUGGACCAGUAAAGGACAGAUGAAAGGGGAUGUACAGGAAGACAUGCUUGUGCACAUUGUCCGUCCCCCUCACACACACACACACACACACACACAUAAAUACACAGAAGGAUAAAUGCACAUAUUUGUAGUGAUUAGGGCAAACUUGUCAUGCGAAGUGAUGUUUGAACAUGAAUGCGCUGAACUAAGAUAGACCUGCAAAUGAGAAUCCACCUUUCUUAUGGUCAACAGAUGGCGAUAAUGUAAAUGACAUAUCGUUUAUAUACAGUGUAGGUUGGUGGUAGGCAAACUUUUCAAUUCAGGUUUGAGCAUAAAAUAAAACAUAUUUAAGGAGUUUAAAAAUUAACAUUCCAGUCCCAUUCUAAAAAAACAUAUUACAGUUUUAAUUACUGGCCUGCAAAAUCGAGUUUAACAAUCAAAUCUUACAGUACAAAACAAAUGUCUGGCCCUCGUUAAAUUUCAAAAUUCCAGUGUGCCCCUCUAACUAAAAUCAUUGCCCAUCUCCGUAUAAAGUCAGAAGUGGAAAACAUCAAUCUCUUGACAUGGGUUUUAGUUGUACUAGAUUUACGACACUGGAUUAGGUUACACUACUGACUAUCAGUAUCAUUUUAACUAUCUCCUAACUCUAAUUCUUACUUGAACCUUAGCCUUUAUCCUAAUCCUAACCUUAACACUUACCCUAAACCUUAUCCUAAACCAAACCCUAACCUUGACCUCAGCAAGCAAUUGUUUCUCAACAGAUUUUUUGAAUGUUUGCUGAAAGCUUGUUGAUAGUUUUACUAUCUAUAGAUCUACAGAGUAACCCUGGAUCAUUAAACAGUUUUCAUAAAGUAGGUGAUCACAUUUUAGCUUUGUGAUGGCAUUGGAACCAGGAGGUUCAUUUACAAAGACUUUGAGAUGUGCGACAUUUGAAUUUCACAUGUCGUGUAUUUUUAUUUCCUUCUGAGAUGUAAAUCAGCUUGCAGAAAACCGUUAUCUAAAAAAUUAAUAAUUUGCAUUUCCUGAAGUCCAGGCCAAGGAGGAAAGGUUACCAUUAUUAUAUAUCCAACUUAUUCAUAAAAUGUGAAGCGUUUAGAUGUGCAACAGCGUUGGACUCCAGACACAUCUCAUGGAAACACCAACUUCUUCCCUGACAGGCGUCAUUCAGGGGGAUUCUGUGUCACAGGAUUUUGACCCAACAUUUUCAGAAGGGUCUUGACCAUCGCUGCAUUAGGGUCCAGGCACACACGUGUACCGUCCUUCAAACUGACACUGUGCAGAGGACAAGGGAUAGUGAUAAGAAACCAUGCUUACUCAAACAUUCACUAUAGGAAUCGCAUGGCAUGGACCUAUCGUAUAACAACACUUUUGUACAAAGACACCGUAAAACAAAGUGUGUAGUGAGUGAAAUAUGUAAAAUAAUCCAGUAAUAUGGUGUACAAUAGUAUAGCAAUAAAGUCCAACUACAAGACUUACAUAAUCUCCAGGACUCUGCAAUAUGGACUGGAAGGCCGCAGCGUUAUUCGGGACAGUAACCUUGGGUUCAGUCCAUCCAGCUUUUUGGUGCACAGGCAGUAAUCAACACUGCUGAUAUAUAAGCACAGAGACACCUGACAACAUUGCGAUGGAUACCUACAGCUCAGUGUGACCUACGAUUUUUACAGUCAUAACUACUUUGUCCAACAUCCAGCAUAGUCUCAUGUCUUAAUGUGCUGUGAAUACAACCUGUCUGGAUGGAGUAGUUUACCUCUAUGUAUACAACUACACCAUUGCACCUGUGAAUACAACCUGUCUGGAUGGAGUAGUUUACCUCUAUGUAUACAACUACACCAUUCCACCUGUGAAUACAACCAGUCUGGAUGGAGUAGUUUACCUCUAUGUAUACAACUACACCAUUCCACCUGUGAAUAUAACCAGUCUGGAUGGAGUAGUUUACCUCUAUGUAUACAACUACACCAUUGCACCUCACACAC
This is a messenger RNA of Esox lucius (northern pike), 3579 nucleotides long. RefSeq names its product coiled-coil domain containing 96 (gene cfap184). Gene Ontology annotation, cellular component: ciliary basal body; axoneme. Bases 107 to 1639 code for a protein of 510 amino acids. The record is from RefSeq and is a predicted model, not a curated record. Gene Ontology annotation, biological process: cilium assembly. NCBI's taxonomy places the organism in Eukaryota, Metazoa, Chordata, Actinopteri, Esociformes, Esocidae. The transcript has 2 exons.